UCCCACUCACUCGUGCGUUUUGUCAGUGUUCUCAAGUUCAGAAAUCCCCUGGGGAUCCUCCUAAUCUACAUCGAGGCAACGUUUGCUUUUAUUUUACUGAAGUUUGUUUGUUAGGCUAAACUUUAGUCUAGAUACACGGACGGUGAAAUCGUUUAUACUGAGUUUUUAACGCUUGUUGGACGACUUUUGUCACGGCGGUGGUUAUGUUGUUUUUCCCCCCCUUGUCCACUUCGCUAGUUCUUUAUUUGAGAAGAGAACACAUCCAACUCUAAACCAAAAUGGACACGGGAGUAUCUCCAGUUCGCGUAACUAAGCGGGUCGGCGCAUAACGGAUACAUAAACAGGAUCUGUUUUAAUGGACGACAACAUCUUAUUCUCAUUUUGAUCAUCCUAACCACUUAAACGUUUAAGCUAAUAAACGUGUAUUGAAGCGGAGUGGAUUAUCUUGUAUCAUGCCAAGGACUUGGAUUUCGAAAUAGCCUAAUUUCUCACUUUGUUUCCUCGGAGUGGAAUGUGACAAUCUGGGGGUUUACUUCAGUUGGAUAACCCUGCUACUACUAAAAUGGUAUAAUCGAACCGUAGCCUAAUGAAUGGGAGUGUAGGCUGGACUCUUCUCGUAUUAUGAAAAGUUUCUGCUGAAGUUUGGUGGGUUGUGGUUGGUUAAAAACGGACCAUGUCGGGAGUUGUGCGGAGCCUGAGCCGCUGCCUGCUGCCGGCCGAGGCCACCCGAGAGGCGGGCGGCAGCAAGGACAAGAUCCGGGAAAGGGACGCGGUCCAGGAGCGAGAGGCUCGGCGGAGGAGCCGGGAGAUUGAUUCCAUGCUCGCACGAGAGAGGCGUGCUGUGAGGCGGCUAGUGAAAAUCCUUCUCCUCGGCGCUGGAGAGAGCGGCAAAUCGACCUUCCUCAAACAGAUGAGGAUUAUUAAUGGAAAAGAGUUCGACAAGAAAGCUCUACUAGACUUCCGGGACACAAUCUUUGAGAAUAUCAUAAAGGGGAUGCGUGUGUUGGUGGAUGCUCGGGACAAGCUGGGGAUUCCGUGGCAGAACUCUGAAAACGAGAAGCACGGCAUGUUUGUGAUGUCAUUUGAGGGGCGUGGUGGAGUGGCCAUAGAACCAAUAGAAUUCCAGCUUUAUGGUCUGGCGCUGGAUGCUCUGUGGAGGGAUUCUGGGAUACAGGACGCCUACGCACGACGCAGUGAGUUUCAACUGAGUGAGUCGGUGAAAUACUUCCUGGAUAACCUGGACCGGAUUGGCCAGCCGAACUAUAUCCCUAGUCGGCAGGACAUUCUGUUUGCACGGAAGGCGACUAAAGGAAUCGUAGAACACGACUUUGUCAUAAAAAAGAUUCCGUUUAAGAUGGUUGAUGUGGGGGGUCAGAGGUCACAGAGACAGAAAUGGUUUCAGUGCUUCGACGGAAUCACAUCUAUACUGUUCAUGGUGUCAUCAUCCGAGUACGACCAGGUUCUGAUGGAGGACCGGAGGACCAAUCGGCUGGUAGAGAGUAUGAACAUCUUCGAGACGAUCGUGAACAACAAGCUCUUCCUCAACGUGUCCAUCAUCCUCUUCCUCAACAAGACUGAUCUGCUGGUGGAGAAGCUACGCCAGUCUGACAUCACUAAACACUUCCCUGAAUACAGGGGAGACCCUCGCAGGCUGGAGGAUGUACAGGCGUUCCUGGUGCAAUCGUUCAGUCGUAAGCGGCGUAACCGUGGGAAACCUCUGUUUCAUCACUUUACCACGGCGAUCGACACGGAGAACAUCCGCUUCGUGUUCCACGCUGUUAAAGACACCAUCCUGCAGGAGAACCUCAAAGACAUCAUGCUGCAGUAGAACCACACAGACACCAUCCUGCAGGAGAACCUCAAAGACAUCAUGCUGCAGUAGAACCACACAGACACCAUCCUGCAGGAGAACCUCAAAGACAUCAUGCUGCAGUAGAACCACACAGACACCAUCCUGCAGGAGAACCUCAAAGACAUCAUGCUGCAGUAGAACCACACAGACACCAUCCUGCAGGAGAACCUCAAAGACAUCAUGCUGCAGUAGAACCACACAGACACCAUCCUGCAGGAGAACCUCAAAGACAUCAUGCUGCAGUAGAACCACACAGACACCAUCCUGCAAGAGAACCUCAAAGACAUCAUGCUGCAGUAGAACCACACAGACACCAUCCUGCAGGAGAACCUCAAAGACAUCAUGCUACAGUAGAACCACACAGACACCAUCCUGCAGGAGAACCUCAAAGACAUCAUGCUACAGUAGAACCACACAGACACCAUCCUGCAGGAGAACCUCAAAGACAUCAUGCUACAGUAGAACCACACAGACACCAUCCUGCAGGAGAACCUCAAAGACAUCAUGCUACAGUAGAACCACACAGACACCAUCCUGCAGGAGAACCUCAAAGACAUCAUGCUACAGUGAUACACAGACACACAUUAUGUAUACACACACAUUAUAUACACACACACACACAUUAUAUACACACACACACAUUAUAUACACACAGACACA
This is a messenger RNA of Salvelinus fontinalis (brook trout), 2512 nucleotides long. It is a transcript of the gene gna12a, whose product is annotated as guanine nucleotide binding protein (G protein) alpha 12a. Gene Ontology annotation, molecular function: GTPase activity; D5 dopamine receptor binding; G-protein beta/gamma-subunit complex binding. Gene Ontology annotation, cellular component: heterotrimeric G-protein complex; brush border membrane. The transcript is spliced from 6 exons. Gene Ontology annotation, biological process: adenylate cyclase-modulating G protein-coupled receptor signaling pathway; Rho protein signal transduction. The record is from RefSeq and is a predicted model, not a curated record. NCBI's taxonomy places the organism in Eukaryota, Metazoa, Chordata, Actinopteri, Salmoniformes, Salmonidae. Bases 674 to 1828 code for a protein of 384 amino acids.